This is a messenger RNA of Condylostylus longicornis, 1870 nucleotides long. RefSeq lists its product as uncharacterized. The record is from RefSeq and is a predicted model, not a curated record. The transcript has 7 exons. Bases 65 to 1405 code for a protein of 446 amino acids. NCBI's taxonomy places the organism in Eukaryota, Metazoa, Arthropoda, Insecta, Diptera, Dolichopodidae.
GAAAUUAUUAUUCAAAAAAUUUCAUUUUGCUGUUUAGUGUAAUAUAAAUAAAGUUAAUAUAAAGAUGUUGUUUCGUAUUUUAAUUAGGUUAUUUUUAGUUUUGAUUUUUUGUUUAAUAGUAAACAUUAGAGCCUGGGGUUAUGAUUACGUACUAUCGCAGGACGAGCUCCAUAAAAACCAGCACAAUGUUAAAAAGUACUUCAAAAACGGAUUUGUCCCCCAUUCCGGCAGGGUCGGUUUUCGUCUUAAAAACUCCCAACACAAUGAAGUAGAAUUAUUUGCUUUGAUGUCUUAUAAUGAAAAUAAAUUGUCUGUGAUAUAUCAGAAAAAUGAACAUAAAGUGAUUGUUCGCGUAAAUGUUCUUGUUAAAAACAUAACAACUUUGUGGGAAGCAAAGUAUCAUGAUGUGAAUCUCGAAGUUGAAAAUUGGCAUUUUAUGGUUUACCGUUUCGGGAAACAGUUUUUUAAGAUUUGGAUUGAUUGCGAACUUAGACGAAAUAUAAAUGGAUAUUUAAAAACUUCUAUUGAUUUAGAUGAAGAUGUAAUCCGUUCUUUCGGAAAAUUAAAUUCUUUAAGAACUGGUGAUAAUGAUGAUAUCGAAUAUAAUCAACCGUUGAAAUUUCUCGCUUUACCGCAUUUAGGAUCCUCUUUUGAUGACAGAUCGCUUUGUAAAAAUAUUUUUAAUUUAACGUAUCCUCAGAUAAGGAUUAAUGAUGAUUACACAUCAGGAACAUUUUAUCCUCUUAGCUUUUUUGAAGACAAUCUAACGAAAUAUGAUACUCCGGGGGUGUAUUAUGAAAUAAGUGAAAGUGCGUCACGUGAUGUAUCAGAAUUCUUUGAAGAUGGUCUUGAUAAAGAUCAUUUAUUUGAAAUGACAUAUCGUAUAAAGGAAUUUCCACAUUCAAAUUUCUCAUACUAUUUGAUAACUUUAACAUCUGGUGCCGAAUCUUUCCUUUCUUUAACUGUAAAUGGUAAAAAUAAAAUGUUGAAAUUGCAAAGUGGAAUAAAUAACAAUGGUGAAUUUAUUCGCUCCUAUACUGAAUUUUGGGCAGAUCAGAUUUUUAAUAACGAUUGGCAUACAAUUAAAUAUAUACUGAAUGAUGGAAUUUUCACUUUGUAUAUCGAUGAUGAGAUAAUGGAAGAUUUUCUUGGUUUUAAGCACAUUGACUUAAGAUAUAAAGGUUAUGACAAGCAAUUUAUGUGGUUUGAUACUUCUCUAACAAUUUUGCAACCAGGAUCUGGAUUUUAUAAGGAACCGGUUUUGGACAUCAGGCAUAUGAAAUAUUUUGGAAAUGCUAUUACAACUAACAACACAGAAAUUUCUUUAGAAUCAGAGGAACCAGAAGUUAGUGGUUAUUUUAAUUCACUUUUUAGAGUGAUAAGUCGGACUUCGGUUGCACUUUAAAUUAUAAGGAUGUGAAAAUAAAGACUUGUUUGUGUUCAUAUUAGUUACAUAUAACUUUUUUGUAAUGUAUGUACAUAUGUACAUAUGUAUGUAAGUAUUCCUCAAAAAUUCUUAAUUCCAAACAAUGUGGAACGCAUUAUAGGAAUAUUAAUUGCAUAUAUUUACAUCUCAGAAAUUAUCUGUAUAAGCAAUUCCGAGUUCUGAACUAAAAUUAUAUAUUUAUGAAAUAGAAUGUUUUUAAACUAACAAAUGAGGAAAGAAAAGGAGGGAAAAGUGGGCAUAUUAUAAGCACUUUUUACAUUCUAUAUUGCAACAACAUCGAAAACAAUUUAUUAUUUUGUAUUGGAACUCCUCUUUCAUUAAAUGUUUUUACAAUUUUAUAAUAAAUUAUCGUGAUAAAUUUUAAAACUCUUUUUAAGCACAAUGUUAAGUUACCUUUAUUUCAAACUCAACGAUAGAACUAAA